UAAAUAUGGCUGCUGCAACCUCCAGCUUGUCCUGAUCGGCCGAGACGACGUCGAGGACGCCCCGCCGGAGAGGAGGCCGACCGCGGCCGGGAGAGCGAGCGGAUGCCGGGGACGAUGUGAGCCCCGUCGGCGUGCGUUUGCCGAGAGGAGGCCGAGCACAGCGACACCACAGCCCGCGGCCGCGCAGGACUCCGGCGGGCGGCCAUGGAGGGCAACGUGCGUGUUCGCGCCGUGGUGAUGACACGUGACGACUCCAGCGGCGGCUGGGUGCCCCUGGGCGGCGGCGGCCUUAGUCAUGUGGUCAUCUGCAAGGGGCGGAGCCACAAGCGGAGGGAGUACGUCAUCCGUGGAGAGAGGCUGCGAGACGGAGCGGUGAUGAUGACGACGUCGCUUAUGGUCCAGAAGGUUUCUUCGAACCCCCAAAACCUUAUUGAAUGUCUGAUGCUUGUGUGUUUUCAGCCGGUGCUGGAAUGCGCUGUGCAAAAGGGGUUGGUCUACAACAAGGUGAACCCCAUUUUUCAUCACUGGCGGGUGGGCGAGCGCAAAUUCGGCCUCACCUUCCAGAGUCCCGCCGACGCCAUUUCCUUUGAGAAGGGUCUGCGGGCCGUCAUCGACAAAUUGGACCGAGGGUCAUACUCACCCUUGUUGUCUACCCCGGAGGAGGCGGACACCGAGGACGACGGGCAAGCUUCCCAUACAGGCAGCGAGUCGUCCUCCAACAGCAGGAAGGAGAUGCUCCCGAAGCCCAUCACUAUCGUGACUAGCGAAUCGUCCUCGAUGUGCUUCGUGCGAACCGAGGAGUUCGCUUUUACAUCCGGCGGAACCACGCAGACACCCGCCCAGAUCCACGCCAGGCCGGGACAACACCAGCUGUCACAAAUGACUGCCGCCUUGAAUCCCCCGUCACCGCCGCCUCCGGCCCCGCCGUCCUCACCCGCCGGGCCCCCUGCCUCGUCGCCGCUAUCGCCAACCUUUUCCCUGCUGGAGGAGGGGGACCUGCGCAGCGUGGAUCCCUGUAAGGACCUGUGGGGGUCCAGAGGGUAUGAAGACUAUCGACGAGCGGGGUCUACCAGGACUAUGGUUGGGGGGCUGACGGGAGGCGUGGUGGUGAGCAGUGGGGGGAGCCUGCAGGACAAGUCGGAGCUGUGCGUGGUCCGCUUUGAGAAGGAGAUGUCCGGGCUGGGAACGGGGUGCUGCGACGUCACAGUGAGCCUGGAAAGCAAAGCGGCUCAGCGCCUGUCCUCGUCCCCGCCCACCUGCAUGUCCAUCCCCAACGCUGUGUCCGGCGGGUCCUCAGGGGCCGGCUCCCCCCAGGAGACCGGCAAAGGCUCCCCUUCGCCGUGCUGCAUUCACACCUCCCUGGCCACGCCACGCUCACGGACUCGUAAGAGGGGCGGGGACCCGGGCUCCAUCUCUCCCGAUGACGACAGCCCGUGCCCGCAAGCAUCAUCCUCGUGCUCGUCCCGCUGCGUUUACUGCCGAUCGGUGUUCAGCGCCUCGGAAAACGGCCGGGGCCGCUGCAGGGACGCCCCGGACCCGGCCCUGCGCUGCCUACGCCAAUGGACCUGUGUGUGGUGCGCCGAGAGCCUGCUCUACCACUGCAUGUCGGACUCCGAGGGUGAGUUCUGGGAGCCGUGCUCCUGCGACGACUCCAUGGGGGGCCACCCGCACCCCCUGUGCUGUGCCCGCUGGUUGGCCCUCCUGGCCCUGUCGCUCUUCGUGCCCUGCAUGUGCUGCUACCUGCCUUUACGCGCCUGCCUGCGUUGCGGCGAGCGGUGCGGCUGCUGCGGGGGAAAGCACAAGGCGGUCCGAUGAGACCAGGCGAGGGAAAGGAAGCAAGGGGGGAUCCUCUGACGCAGGCCCCGACCUGACCCUCCAAAGCCCCCCGACGGCUUUCCACUGCAUUCCGCUAGUUCUCUUUUCGAACCGGGGGGCCUUCUCGUAUCUUGCUCAAACCAUCCUUCACGGAGCCUUUCAUUAUGGAUCGAAGUCGAUGUCCGUUUGGCGACCCAGAGACUUAACGCGAGGACGAGGGUGGGUAACGACCUGUGCCCCUUUUUAAAAUCUCCAUUGAUCAAAGAUUUAAAAAAAAAAAAAAAAAAAAAAACGCACACACAAUGAUUUAACAGACACUCCCCAAUUUAUGAACAAAUUCCUGAAAGAUGUUCAUAGGCCGUUGUUACGUUGCCCUUUAAUUUUUAUUUCUUGUGCCAAGGCACGUAGUUUAUGACAAAUUUAAAAUCAUUUUUAAAAAAUGACACAGAACACAUUCAGUGUGGAUUCUGAAAAAAAAAAAAAAAAAACUUUGUGUGAAUG
Molecule: messenger RNA, 2316 nt
Organism: Corythoichthys intestinalis (scribbled pipefish)
Lineage: Eukaryota; Metazoa; Chordata; Actinopteri; Syngnathiformes; Syngnathidae
Product: sprouty-related, EVH1 domain-containing protein 1-like
Exons: 5
Coding region: 205-1815 (536 amino acids)
Biological process (GO): negative regulation of MAPK cascade; multicellular organism development
Cellular component (GO): membrane
Molecular function (GO): protein kinase binding
Source: RefSeq, a predicted model, not a curated record